This is a messenger RNA of Oryzias melastigma (Indian medaka), 1622 nucleotides long. RefSeq names its product GTPase IMAP family member 2. NCBI's taxonomy places the organism in Eukaryota, Metazoa, Chordata, Actinopteri, Beloniformes, Adrianichthyidae. The record is from RefSeq and is a predicted model, not a curated record. Gene Ontology annotation, molecular function: GTP binding. The transcript is spliced from 2 exons. Bases 435 to 1229 code for a protein of 264 amino acids.
UAAAAUAAUGCAUAACAAAGAGUGUCUGGGACUUUACUGUGAAACUGUCAUCAAAUGAUUAUGUGUCAAGAUGAAAAAUGACAAACUUUAUCGGAAUUCAGAUCAUGCAAAAUCUCGACAUGUUCUUAGACUUCAGAUCUUGUGAUCCAAACAUAAAGACUAUAAAAACAAGUCUUAGUAGAUCAGCGUGAAAAAGAUAAUCAUCAUCAUUUCAGUCUAGUUCCAGGGCAGCUCUGUGUCACGAUGCCCUUAAAGUUCUUUAUCUGUAAAGCUUAGACUGAGCUUUGUUUGUGCAAAGGGGGAGGGGCUCCUGUUUAAAACGCCUCCAGAGCAAAGUCUAAAGUGAAAGUGGAAACAUAGACGGUUUGAAGUCAGAGCGCACCCGAAGAAAAACAUGCUUGAAGAACAAAUACACUGAUUCUUUUCUCUUCAACAUGGCCGCACCAAACACUCUGAGGAUCACUCUGCUGGGGAAAACUGGAGUCGGGAAAAGCAGUCUGGGAAACACCAUAUUAGGAAAUGAUGCGUUCACAGUCAAACAGUUCGUCAAGUCUGAGCCCAGUAUCUGUAAAGCCCGGUCUGGGUUUGUUCAUGGAAGAAACAUCACUGUGGUGGACACUCCAGGCUUCUUUUGCACAGAGGGCUCUGAAGAGGAGCUGAAGCAGGAGAUCCUGAGGUGUACCACAGAGUGCGCUCCUGGGCCCCAUGCUUUUCUGCUUGUCUUUAAAACAGAAAAAUUCACAGAGCAGGAGGAAGAGGUCAUAGCAAAGAUAGAGGAGUAUUUCUCUGCAGAGGUUUUCAAGUUCUGUGUCAUUGUUUUCACGCACGGCGAUGAGUUAACUGACAACACCAGGAUCGAGACGUACAUCUCCCAAAACAAACGCCUGAGCAGCCUGCUGGAGAAGUGCGGCGGACGCUGUCAUGUGGUCGACAACAAAUACUGGAACCAGAACCAGCAGGAUGAAUACAGGAACAACCAGAAGCAGGUGGAAGGACUGAUCCAAACGAUAGAAGAGGUUGUGAGACAAGCUGGAGGAGGAUGCUACACCACAGAGAUGAUUCAAACCUGUCAAAGAAAACAAAACCCAUCAGUGAAAAGAUUAUUUUAUUACAUAAUCAAGUUCAUGAGGAGAUACCCAAUAAGAGUGUUUCUUGGUGUUGUCAUGGUCAUAGGUGUGAUCUUUAAUUACAGAAGAAGGUCUUUACAGAUCACACAGAAUCAUAAAUAAAACAGCACUUAUCUUCUGCACCUUCAUUUAAAGGCUAUCAUAUCACUUUCUGCCUCUGACUAAACAAUUAUUUCAGUCAGAGAAAACAGAUUUUAAAUAUUUUUGUUUUUAACAUUAAUUAGAUUUUUUUCUAGCUUCAAAACUUUUAUUUCUGCUAAAAAUUUAAAUAUGUUUGGUAUUAUUUCUCUGGUGUUUGUUCUAUGCAAUCUUUUAUUUUUAGUGAAAAUAUUCUGAUUAAGAACUGGAUUAUUUGACUGCUGCUUCUGAACAUAGUUUUAACCAAUUGUCUUUUUUUGGUAUGAAUUUUCUUUAAUCUCUAAAGUGCUACUCUAGAAGAAAAUAUUUGUGUUCACUGAUUCAAUCAGAAUUCUUCAUUAAAAUUUGUUGAAUAUC